CUGAUGAUGUUUGGUAGGUGGGUAGGGGUCAGGAAAACGAAGAUCAAGUUCUAUAAUUAGGCUCCUAGCGAGAAUAACUAGAGAACGUGUUGACGGAUCGUCAUGAUUUUUGGUAUGCUUGUUAACUGGGGUAGGAUUGUGUGGCUCUUCUCAAAUACGGGGCCUCCGGCAUUACCAGAGGGAUGUCUGUAGCCGAAGCUAGCACCUUUCAUUACCUGAAAGAAGUCCUUUCAAGUGUAUAUAUACCUUUUCUCCUUUUAAGUAUACCUUUACCAAGGGAAUACCGCGGCAUGAACUAAGAGCCGCUUGGCUUUGGGCCAAACACUGCAAGUCAGAGGAUGCCAAUUUGUGUAAAUUCGGAAGAAUGACAAUAAUGUGUAAAUUCAAGGAAUACCCUAUACUUUGAUACUUUGAUUCCAGCUUCGGGAACAGUUUGAGUUUGACUGUGACACCGACUGCGACUGCGAGAUCAUCAUUCACCUGUAUGAGAAGGGUGGGGUGCAGUUCGCCGCGGAGCAGCUAGAUGGCGUCUUCGCAUUCAUUCUCCUGGACACGAAGAGGAAACAGGUUUGCUUUGCUCGGGACACGUUUGGUGUGCGUCCCCUGUUCAGUGUGACGGAGGGGGACAGCGUUUUAGCCGUGUGUUCGGAGGUCAAGGGUCUGGAGGGCAUGUUCAAGAAGACAAAGAACGGCGAUACCAAAGCCGUCACCAAGUGGUUUCCCCCGGGUUGCUAUGAGGUGUACGAUAUGAGUAAAGAAGGAAGAACGAAACUGCAGGAACAUGGGCGCUUCCAUACAAUCGGAGACAUGCCGAAGUACAACGUCCUGGUCAAGCCUUCUAUGACUAAAAACCAGGAUCAUCUUGAUGUGAUCCGACUGCUUCUGGAGGCAGCGGUCCAGAAGAGGCUGAUGUCGGAAAGGAGGAUCGGCUGUCUUCUGUCAGGUGGCCUGGAUUCCAGUCUCAUCGCGGCCUUAUUGACGAAGAACGCGCGGAAGGCCGGCAUCACCUACCCCAUCCAGACUUACAGCAUCGGGAUGGAGGGGAGUCCGGACAUCGCUGCCGCUAGGAAGGUUGCCAAGCACAUCGGUUCGGAGCAUCACGAGGUGGGCCUGACACCUGAGGAGGCCCUGGCCGCUGUUGACGAGAUCAUCUACUGUCUGGAGAGCUUUGACGUCGUCAAUAUCAGGAGCUCCGUGGGUAACUACCUGCUGGCUCGCUACAUCCAGAGGGAAACCGACUCUGUGGUCAUCUACUCAGGAGAGGGGUCUGACGAAGUGGCCCAGGGGUACAUCUACUUCAACAAGGCCCCGUCCGCCGAGGCAGCUGACGCGCAGGGACGGAAGUUGCUGAGCGAACUCUACAUGUUCGACGUGCUGCGUUCAGACAGGGCUACUGCCGCUCAUGGUCUGGAGGUCCGCGUCCCCUUCCUGGAUCACACCUUCACCAGCUACUACCUGUCCCUUCCACCGGAGCUGCGCAGGGCACGAAACGGCAUCGAGAAGUUCCUCCUGCGCGAGGCGUUCAGCGGGACUGGCCUGCUGCCCGACGAGAUCUUGUGGCGCCCGAAGGAAGGGUUCAGCGACGGAACGUCUACUUUGGACAACCCCUUGCAUCUGAUGCUCGGCAACUUUGCAGCUAGCAAGGUUACUGACGAAAUGAUGGCAAACGCAAAGAAGACGUACCCCAUCAACCCUCCAAAGUCCAAGGAGGGUUACUACUACCGCAUGGUGUUCGAGCGGCACUUCCCCGGCAAAGGCAACCUGAUGCCCACCAACUGGACACCACAGUGGACCGACAGCGACGACCCCUCCGCUAGGACCUUCUCUCACUACAAAAACAAAUAAGGUCAAUCACCUCGACCAGACGUCUGUCACCAUGGUUACGGGUACUGAAGUAGCCAAACACCCUGUCGUGUUUGAUUACAUUAUGCAACAUUGUUACAUUAGUGGCAGGUCAGAGCUGGAGGGGCUGGUUACCAUUGAAUGUUUUUCAGUAAGAGUAUUGAGUAGAUACGUAAUAAUUAUAACAUUAUAUAUUUGCUGGUAAAUAUUACAUUUCUAGUUAAUACUUGUAUUUUCUAAAAUGUUACUUCUGGUGGUGAAUAAUGUAAAAAUUAUAACUGUUACGAAAUUUACCUCAUUUUUUAAGCUAGAGUCCAUGGACCAAGCUAUAAGACCGUUAUUUAACAUCGCAUUAUAACUGCUACGAAAUGUACCUCAUUUUCUAAGACAGGGAGUGCAUGGGCCAAGACUAGUUCUCUUGUACCAGUGCGACCGUGGAUUUUUGAAAUAUGCAAUAACCAAAGUAUAUUUUAAUGUAUCAUCAUUGUGUCUGUAUGAGUAGGUUCUUGGUGUAAUAAUAUGACUAAGUGACGUCUUAAUAUGAAUCUCGCUGCUUGGGGCUAAAUGAAACGGCCGGUGCAAAAUAUCAAACCUCAAUUAUUUUAGGUGACAAUGAUUUGUAGAUAUGGCAACGGUUUAUAGGUAACACAUACAACAGAUAUAAUAUUUUUAAGAUAUUCUGCA
Molecule: messenger RNA, 2526 nt
Organism: Branchiostoma floridae (Florida lancelet)
Lineage: Eukaryota; Metazoa; Chordata; Leptocardii; Amphioxiformes; Branchiostomatidae
Product: asparagine synthetase [glutamine-hydrolyzing]-like
Exons: 11
Coding region: 670-1845 (391 amino acids)
Cellular component (GO): cytosol
Molecular function (GO): asparagine synthase (glutamine-hydrolyzing) activity
Source: RefSeq, a predicted model, not a curated record